Messenger RNA from Mauremys mutica (yellowpond turtle), 1521 nucleotides. It is a transcript of the gene TMEM40, whose product is annotated as transmembrane protein 40. NCBI's taxonomy places the organism in Eukaryota, Metazoa, Chordata, Testudines, Geoemydidae. The transcript is spliced from 13 exons. Bases 451 to 1365 code for a protein of 304 amino acids. The record is from RefSeq and is a predicted model, not a curated record.
CUGAAGCUGCUGCUGCUCCACCUCCACCCAGACUCAUCAGGCAAGUUGGUCUGCAUUUGUGCCUGGCUGAUUCAGGGGCCCAAGGCUCUACCACCUCCUUUCCUUGGAAUCAGGAAACUCCCGGACGUGGUGGAAGUUAAAGUUCCAGCCUCACUGCUCGGUGUUUGGGGUAAAACGUUAAUGUAAGGAGCUCACAGCCUGGAGGAGGAAAUGAAACCAUUCCUGCUUCUGUGAGUCAGGCAAUCUAAGGGAGCAGCACCACAUGUAAUUGCCAUUGGCACUGUGACUUCACAGCCCCUCCGUGCGCCAACCAAUCCAGAGCACGUGAUUAAUACUCACAGACAGACAUCUAGUUAUCACUCUGUCAGGCCCAGGCUCCUACCACACACAUCCCUCUCUGCCUUUCAGACAGGACGAAGCAGCAGUGCCGGCAGCAGAACAGACACAGCAAUGGACAACUUGAACUUCUCACUUCCAGUCCUCACCAGAAAACAACAAGACAUUUUUCAGAAAGCUUUUGCUGCUGAUGCUGAUUACUUGGAAACAUCUGAGAAAAUGAACCAGUCCUUCUGGGAAUUGUUAAUAAAAUGUUUAGCCACUGUUAACCCAGCCAGCCUGACCACUGAAGAAACACACAAUCUCCUUAACAGAGGCAUAAACUCAUCUGAUGAACGUGCAGCCUCCUUGAAGACCAUAGGAAAAAAAGGAGUUAAUGCAAUGGUUGUGCUUUAUCUGCUGCUAAAGGUGAAAGAUCUAUCUGCCUACAGAGAGUUGCCCAGCUCCAAGAAAAAUGAUGAAAAAUUGAAACUACUUCAGGAAUUGGAAAAAAGUUUCACAUUUUCACAAGAAGAAAGUGAGGUUGAAAGAUCACCUCAGGAGCCUGCAGAGACACAACCACGAGCCACCAGUGCUGGCAAGAAAAAAGUCUCUGUGGCAACAGUGAAGCCAAUUUCUCACAACCAAAGUCAGGAAGACCAAGACCAUGAAAAUCAAGAUGGAAGUGGUGCACCGGGAGAGGUUGUCCCCUAUAAUGAAUCAGAGAUUGCAAGACGAGAAAAUGCAACUGCUGCUGCAGGUGAAAAGAUUACUUAUCUUCAGAGAUGUCAAAGACAGUGGAUAAGAAUACGGAAAAAUGAUGUGUUCUUUCAUUUUGUCAUUCUUUGCUUUGGCAUUGGAGCUGCACUAAUUAGCUAUUACCACUACAAAGACUGGACCAUUUCUCUUGGUUUUGGUUUAAUCACCUUUGCUUCGCUAGAAACCAUCGGAAUAUAUUUUGGUCUUGUGCAUCGAAUUCACAGUGUCCUUGAGGGUUUCAUUCCUCUGAUUCAGAGAUUCAAAAUACCAGGUAUUAGAAAAGUUGACUGAAGAGAAGAUUGAGAGUUCGACAAGUCUCUGGUUUCUGGAUUGGUUGCACUAAUGUGAAUAAACCUGUUUUAUGGUGGUCAUAAAAUCUAAUGGCUAUUAUACAAUAUUGAAGCGUUAACCAUAAAAUGUGUUAUUCUCUCCACUGGGGAAUAAAAA